Messenger RNA from Lolium rigidum, 1138 nucleotides. Its product is annotated as ribonuclease 2-like. Gene Ontology annotation, molecular function: RNA binding; ribonuclease T2 activity. Gene Ontology annotation, cellular component: extracellular region. The transcript has 9 exons. Gene Ontology annotation, biological process: RNA catabolic process. The coding region runs from base 33 to 860 and encodes 275 amino acids. The record is from RefSeq and is a predicted model, not a curated record. Lineage: Eukaryota; Viridiplantae; Streptophyta; Magnoliopsida; Poales; Poaceae.
AAGGGGGAGAGCGCGACACCGCGGCGGGGGCAAUGGCGACGACGAAGGCGCGCGCGGCGUGCCUGCUGGUGGCCUGGGCGCUGGUCGCCGCCGAUCUGCUCGGCACGGGCCUCGCCCGCGCGUCCCUGGGGAAGGAGCAGCGCGAGUUCGACUACUUCGCGUUCGCGCUGCAGUGGCCGGGCACCAUCUGCCCCUCCACCCGCUACUGCUGCGCCAUCAACGGCUGCUGCCGGCCGGAGCCGCUCCAGACGUUCACGAUCCACGGGCUGUGGCCGGACUACGACGACGGGACCUGGCCGUCGUGCUGCCGCGAAACCAACUACGACGCGGACAAGAUAUUGUCUCUGAAGCCGGUGAUGGACCUGUACUGGCCCUCCCUGUACUGCUCGACCUCCUCCACCUGCUUCAGCGGCAAGGUUCCCUUCUGGGCUCAUGAGUGGGAGAAGCAUGGAACGUGCUCGUCCCCUGUUGUUGAGGAUGAACUGCAGUACUUCUCUACUGCCCUUGACCUCUACUUCAAAUAUAACGUUACAGAAAUGCUGGCGACUGGAGGUAUCCUGAUCUCAAAUGGUGAACAAUAUGCACUGACUGAUGUCAUCAGUACCAUCAAAAAUGCUUUUGGAGGCUCACCACAGAUCAUUUGCAAGAAGGGCUCGGUUGAAGAACUAAGGUUGUGCUUCACCAAAGAUUUGAAGCCUCGUGAUUGCCUCACUACUUCUGCAUUGUCCAAAAACUUGUUGAAAUCAAGUUGCCCUAAAAACAUCUCCCUGCCAACAUAUGAUCCCAAUGCAUUCAUAAAUUCAACCUUGGCGGUUCUCCCAGAAGCCAGCAACAGUGAGAUGUAUUUUUAUACAUCCUAAGACACCAUUACAGCAACCGUGCAUUCUAUGGCCAUGAUGAAGCAGAUAUCUUCUGGACUCUUGGCUGCUUUGAAGACAUAGCCGCAGAUGCUGGUGAAAGGUGUUCCUGGUCUGCAACCAUUUGUAAAUAAGACAAUUCCACAUUACCAUCUGAGAACAGAUUAUUCGAUUAUGUUCUGGUUAUUUUCUAUUUCUGUACUCAUGGAAAUCAAAUAGCCAAUGACCGAAUGUAUACAUUUACAUUAUUCUGAAGCUGGGGCAAGUCCCUUCGUCGUUCA